Molecule: messenger RNA, 5084 nt
Organism: Oryctolagus cuniculus (rabbit)
Lineage: Eukaryota; Metazoa; Chordata; Mammalia; Lagomorpha; Leporidae
Gene: MTURN
Product: maturin, neural progenitor differentiation regulator homolog
Biological process (GO): regulation of signaling; positive regulation of megakaryocyte differentiation
Cellular component (GO): cytoplasm
Source: RefSeq, a predicted model, not a curated record
CGCGCGGCGCCGCGCCGUCCGCGGCCGCCGCCCGCCCCCCGUCGCAGCCCGCAUGUAAACAGUCGGCGCCGGUGCUAGCCGCGGGAGCCGGGGGGGAGCCCGCGCCGUGCGGCCGGCCGGGAGCAGGCGCCGAGAGCGAUGGAUUUCCAGCAGCUGGCGGACGCUGCGGAGAAAUGGUGCUCGCACACGCCCUUCGAGCUCAUCGCCACCGAGGACACCGAACGCAGGAUGGAUUUCUACGCCGACCCCGGCGUCUCUUUCUACGUGCUCUGCCCGGACAACGGCUGCGGAGACAAUUUUCACGUGUGGAGUGAGAGCGAGGACUGCCUGCCUUUCCUGCAGCUGGCGCAGGACUACAUCUCCUCCUGCGGCAAGAAGACGCUGCACGAAGUCCUGGAGAAAGUCUUCACGGCCUUCAGACCUCUGCUGGGGCUCCCGGAUGCAGAGGACGAUGCGUUCGAGGAGUACGGCGCGGACGUGGAAGAGGAGGAGCCAGAGGCAGACCACGCCCAGAUGGGCGUCAGUCAGCAGUAACCCGCAGGGCUGGCAAGGAGGAGGAGAGUGAGCCCGUGGGGCCCCGGGUGGGGUCGCGUGCACCCCGAAACAGGACUCCCGGCGCCCCGUAUCCCGAUGACAAUGAAAUACCUUCUUAACGACCGCCAGAUAUCUGUGAUGAGCUUGGCUCAGAAGUGACCUGCGCGUCAGCCCUGCCGCAGCCGGGUUUCCACGGAGUUGUCUUGGCCGCUUUUGCCGUUUUGAGUUCAGAGUCCGUCGCGGCCGGCUGUCCUCUCCUGGGUUUGCGUUGGGGACGUCGCCUUGGCCGACGCAGGGAACUCCUAAUGUAGGAAGGCUGCGCAGGCUGCGCCUGGAGUUCUCCCCCGGGGCCCUCCUGGGGCACAGCAUGGCAGAGGGGGAUGCAGUCUGCACUUUCAGUGUACGUUGUAAGUGUCCGUAAGUGAAGGUUUUGCUCCUAAAAAAGCAUGAGUUUGAGUAUCUGGUCAUGAAACUGCAAAUGCAAGGGUGCGAACAGGAUAAUCGCUUAGCUUGGGACUGCGAGGGGGAGGGGGCAGAGAAGCCUUGGAGCGUUUGCCAUUGUUGAGUUCGCGGAGUGUGCGUGUGGCAGCUGGUGCAUAGUUAGGGAGCAGUGCUGCUUGCGUGUUCUGUUGUUUCCAGACCUGCUAAGUCCAAAGCCACUGUGAAAGUCUAGUGGAGGGGACCAUGGAGAGGGCGAGAGGCGUACACUGCUGACUUCUUUAGAACGCUGUGCAGUGGGCCAUUUACCUAUUCUCUUAGAAUGAGAUGGCAACUUCCAAAUCAUGAAAACACGCAGAAUCCAAGUAAGUGCCACUUAAACUUUGAAGCCAUAGAAAAAUUUAGUAAGAAAAUAAACCAGGAGAGAAAGUUUUUCAAAAGAUGAUAGCAUCAUCCUACGCUUUCUUGAUCUUGUAUUCUUUUUUUUUUUUUUUUUUAAGAAAAAAAAGUCAAGAACAGGAUUCCAUUGUGUAACUUAUUAAACUGCAAUUCAGUGCGAUGAGAGGCCUAACUGCAGGGAGCUGUAAUGGGACACAAAAGUAGGCAUGUGUGUCAUGGGUUCGCUUGGAGGGGUGUUGGAAUGAACAGGACACUCAGAUAAUGCAGAAGCAACCGCAGUCAUAGCUGAAAACGCUGGUGGCCCCCUGUGGCCGACCCGUGCUUCCUGGGGAAUGCCUUUGUCAUGUUUCAUGGGAGUCCUUGAAGCACUCCUCCUCUGGACUCUUCCGCUUCUCCGAUCCCAAGAACUUAGCUUGCAGGAUGCACCUGCCUCCACUUGGCACCUAGGUAAACACACACACACACACGCCUGGCAGGUUGUCAGAGUUCUGAGUUAAAAACACAUCCCCAGCAACAGAGGCCACAGAGCUUAGCAGAGUCUUGCUUCUCUUGCAGACACAGCCAUGGGAACCCAAGUGGCCCAGCAGUUUCUGUUGAAUUGAUUGGGCUGCAGUUUGAAGUCCCUGGGAAAAAUAAUUCAGUGGUUGCCAUCCAUGUUUCAGUACCAGUGCGGUUUUUCUUUUCUUGGGAAAACAUAAUCAAGGUUCAUUUCCGGUCCAGUGAAUUUCCUUCCAAGUAGCCCAUCAGCAAAGCAGUGGACUUAGCGUUUCAUGUGCUAGGGUGAGCGUGGCCCGCCCUUCACCGCCCACCUGUGUUCUGACCAGCUCGGGUCACGAGCAGAGGUCACGGGGAGCUGUGGGUUACAUAGGUGCCGCCCAGGCAUGGAGACCCCCCCACCUGAGCAUAGCAGAACACAAGGAUGACUUCUGUGGCGGAAAUGUAGAAACUUGGCUUAGCUUGCACCAUUUGCAGGUCAGCUGGAGUCGCAUCCGGAGGCAUAGCUCUAGAUUGACUUGGGUUUGGGAGUGGAAUGGAUGUUCCUGUAAAAUGUAUUCUGUCACAGAAGUGUUUAGACUUUAACCAAAUGCAUUUUGCUAUCAUCAUGUUAAUAUUCCUCUUUUGAUGAGAACUGAGCUGAGACAGAGCGAGCUAUUCUGUGGGCUGAUGUGAAUCCUGGUCUUUGUUCUGCCCCAGGCACAGGCGAUGGAGAAAAUCCCUGUAUGUGACUGAUUUCCCGUGGCAAAACCCCAAAGGCUUUAGCAAAUCAGAUUGCUCCCUCUAAAGCUCUGUUUCUGUGGCUGUGUGCACAUCCCUGUGACCGUUCACACACACACACACACACACGUGCACGCGUGUGCUCUCCUGCCUCACCGUGGCUGCUCUUAGUGUGGCGCAGAGUGGCCCUGUGCAGUGCUACCUGUGGCCGAUCCAUGAGGCCGGGCAGCCCGUAUUGUUUGUCACGGAAGUGGUUCCGUGGUGAGGCAGCGGCGUGAGCUUUCUUAGGAGGGGGCAGUGAGGUGUUGGGUGGAACACGGGCCUGGGACUAGGAGGCCGCUGGGUUCCAGUCCUGACUCUGCUGUUGAUUGUAUGGCCGUGGAGAGUCCCAUUUAGCUGCUCUGUGAAGCAGGGGGUGUUGGCCCUGCCAGCUGUCAGCACCCUCCCUUCUGUCCCUGCCUUUUGCUGUGUGGCCCCGGGAGCAGCACUCAAGGCAUCUUAGGGAGAGGAGAAGGGAACCCAUUUGGAAGCUGGCCAGGAUGUGGUCCUUAGGAUGCUAGCCGUGGACUGCUAGCCAUGUGCAGCCUGUGACUGUCCCCACCUGCGGGGCCGAGGACACUCUGUUCCCGCGGGGAGAGGGCAGAGCCAGGCUCCAGGAGGCGUUGCCUAUCUCAGCUGUGCAUGCUUCUCUUUGUGUCCUGACACUGGGGCUCUGCAAGGGGAACGCAUUGAACUUCACUGAGAGCGAGGUUUGCAUGAAGAAAAGCUGUGGAGUGACAGGCAAGUGCUUUGCUGUUUUGUGUUUUUUUCUCCCCAUGUCGUCCAGUGGAGAGAAAGUGACAGCGCAAGUAAGAGAGUGAAUGAAAGAGAGAGAGUGUGUGUGUGUGUGUGUGCAUGUGUGUGCUCAUGGCUCCUUGUGAGCCAGCUGUGAGAGCCGAAACCAGGCCCAGUCGAACGUUGCAGAUGCUGGAUCCUGGGUUGGCGUGAGUCAUGGAGACUUUUUCUUCUGGCUCCCUGGCCACCUCCAUCAUCCUAUGGAGCAGGCUGCCGGGGCUCUGGGUGAGGCACAGGAGUGUCCUGGUGCCAGAAUUUGGUUUGCAGUGUCCUCAGGGGAGAACCUCGCCAGGAGUAACUGCACGUCGAAGCCGUCCUCUCUCACACUGGUCUGGGAAUGGAGCACAAAGACUCGGCCAGGGCGUGCCUAGGAUUUGUAUUUUGGGAAUCUGCCUUCAAAGGUGGACGUCACAGAGAGGGAGUGAAUAGGGAGGGGAGUUAGGGACCCAGUCUGCCUGCAGCCUCCUGGGGACCAGCUUUCCUCCAGACCUUGAGUUGGUUGCGUUGGCGAUGCCUGGGUGAGUUCUAUAGUGCUCCCCAGUGGAGGAAGCAGCAGGUGUUCUGCACAUCUGGUGCAGUUCUUGUUGGAACCAGCAGCCAGCCAGAGCCACCAGAGGGGCUCCAGCCACCUGCAAGGGGAACUUGAACAAGACGUGGGCCAUGGCCAGGAGUGCCACAGGACAGAAACCGCCCCCCCCCCCAUUCCCUACAAUGCUUCAGGGUUGUAGAAAGAGCACAAUCAAAACCCACGUGGGCCGCAGACCCCUCUCCCCUCUCGUGGAUGCUGACCCCAAAGGGAUAGUAGUGCUGGUUGCUUAAUCUGCAGAGAAGCCUACAGAGUGUUUUAAAUCAGGAACUAAUCCUUUCUUAAAGAUCCAGUCAGUUGGUUGGUGUUGUGACAUGAGAAGCUGAAGGCUUUUAGAUUUUCGACGGGAUAAUUCUGUCACUUGGUAGAAUGCCAGGAACCUGUGUUAGUCAUGGCAGUAUGGCGUCCAUGGUAAGAGAUCUGUAGCUCCUGCCCGAGGCGCAUUAUUCAGUAACAUGUUGUCCUCUCUUCCUUAAAUUUGGAGGACAGAAAUGUGGAAACCCCUCUUGUAGCCCCAUAGGGCCGAAUCGGCGCAAGCAUUAAAGCCGCACGUGAAAGCAAUGUGUGCCUGGCAGCAGAGAAAGCUGGCGGCCCGCUCCCCGCACACUGCCUUUUCUGGUUUUAUUCUUCUGUUUUUGUUUCCCAAGACCUCCUUUCGACCAGGCACCUCUGCCCCAGGGAUCGGCCUGCACAGCCUCGGGCGGGUCAGACUCUUCAGCCGCAGGGCAGGUGGAAACCCCCUGCCGUCCCGUCGUCCCGUGUGUACGAGAGCCGAGGGCCACCGUCUCCACGGGAGCCAAAGCAGCCAGCUAGUGUGUUUGCUUUAGGCCGGAAGUGUUCCUUCUUGUAGGGUGUUUGUGUGUGGCUCAGCCUUCCUGGUUCCUUCCAGAAAACCCUCUUGUGAAUUACAAAGCUGGGAAAUGGGUUUGCCAAAAACCGUUGCCCUCUGUCCCAUGCUUACAGCCGUGUGCAUCCUCUGAUGAGCCCUGUCCGGUCUGGCACGCCCCCUCCCCGAGAGAAGGUCUCACCCAACCAUGUAAUUACCAUACGCUUGCUAUUAAAGAGCCUUCCAAACUCC